GUUACUGCCAGAUGAGAUCCCCGGCCCCUCCCCGAGAGGAGUGUGGGCGGCGCCCUGUGGCUCGAGAAUGAUAUAAAUACGGGAAGAGCGAACAUUUUAAUUCACAAGCAAUUGUUUCUCAGUCACCUGUGAUUGUUUGCGGUUCAUCACACACACAGCCUCAAGCCAUGUCUGUGUCUCUGAGAGUCAGCCCGUCCGUGCACGGCUACCACUUCGACACCGCCUCCCGCAAGGCUGCCGCCGCCAACAUAUUCCAAGGGGUCGACCAGGACUCCCUGCAGCGGCUCUUCAAAAAAUCCGGCGACAAAAAAGCCGAAGCCAGAGCUCGAAUCAUCUUCUGCGUCGACCAGGACAGCGAGGAGAAAGCGAGGGCUCUGCAGAGUCUCAGGCAGAGGACCCGGGACAAGAUCCUGCAGUUCCUCAAGCUCCGCAAGAUUCCGCUCAAGGUCAUCACCUGAAGGGCUGGCCCGUGGAACUGACACUCUAAUCGCUCUAAUAUAUGAUGCUCCAGUAUUCAGACUGGUUCCAAGAGCUCACACUCCAGCUUGGAGAUAGUUGGCCAGAGAGCUGACACUCUGACAGCCACAAAAGCUAAAGAUCCAGACUCCGGACUGUUUGAAGAAGCUGCAAAGACUGGUGCCCAUCCUGGCAGGCGGAGAUGCUCGGGCAUAGGAAGGAGGACCCCCCUAGCUAUUAGCAGCUAUGGGGGGAUGGGGCUCAGCCCACAAGAAGUGACAGACAUGUAGCAGAGCACUGUGUGGCUUCAUACUGCUGCACAUUGACUCUUAAUUCUUCUGCUGCUAUAAACUCAACUCAGUGAUGAUAUUUAUACCUGUGUGUGUGUUAUCUGCUGAAUAAAUUAUUAUUCUUAUUAUUAUUUUAA
Xenopus laevis (African clawed frog) is the source of this 883-nucleotide messenger RNA. RefSeq names its product transcriptional and immune response regulator S homeolog (gene tcim.S). NCBI's taxonomy places the organism in Eukaryota, Metazoa, Chordata, Amphibia, Anura, Pipidae. Bases 168 to 458 code for a protein of 96 amino acids. Gene Ontology annotation, molecular function: Notch binding. Gene Ontology annotation, biological process: endothelial cell activation involved in immune response; negative regulation of Notch signaling pathway. The record is from RefSeq and is a predicted model, not a curated record. Gene Ontology annotation, cellular component: nucleus; cytosol. The transcript has a single exon.